AUGGCCCGCCGUGCUCCAGCGACCCCACAAGAAAUCGCUGCCCGAAUUGCAGAAGUAAGGAUGAGAGAGACCGAUUCUGGUGGGAGUCCAUCAAGAGGAGAAGAACCAGAAGAUUUGUCAAAAACUAUCGUCCCCCUUGUCUCUCCUCAGGAUGCUGGCAAAGUAGUAGAAGCAGGAACAUAUUCACAGGAUGUGCCCACAGGUGUUAAGGACAUAGAUGAUCUCCUAAGAUGGGUGCGUGAGUCAUUCCCAGGAGCUUAUGUUCAGAGAACAGAAGAAGAUGAACAGGAGGGCUCCAUUACUGUUCCAGAUGUAGAAGGUUCGGGAAAUAACCAGGUUGGGGGUGAAGAUGCUGCAGAAAAAGAAGCAAACCCACCACAAGCAGAAGAAACUGUUGGAGAAAGAAGUACAGAUGCUCCCACUAGUGCUGAAGAAGAGGCUACUACUAUUCUAAGUGAGGUUUUGGAAGAUCUACACCGACAUGCUGAAGCACCUAUAGAAACAGAACAUGUCAUAGCACCUGUUAUAACAUCUUCUGCAACAUCUGACAGUUCACAUAGUUCUGAUGAGAUCCCACUCAAAGAUCGUGUUGCCCAGAUUGCUAAAGGGAAGAAGAUAGUGUCUAGAAAGAAGGCCCUGUCAAGGAAGAAAACCCAGAAGAAGGAGAAGGUUAGCAAGUCCAAGAGGAAGUCUUUCUCAGAUGUAGAAGUAGAAGUCUCUCCAAGGCUCAAGAGGAAGUGUACUGAAGCUACAAAACAGGGGGAGAAACCAUCAGUAAGUUCUAAGAAAGAAAAGAAGAAGAAGGCAACUCAACAGGCAAAAGAUGGUGAUGAAGACAGACUCCUUGAUAAAGCAUCCAAGAAGAAGUUUGAAUCUGUUGAAGAGAGAGGUAUUGUGGUUGAAAGAAUGAUUGAUGAGAUUGCAUUUGAGAAGUUUGGGCUGACCAAGUUAUUGCAAGAAAGAAGUCUGUACAAGUCUGCAACAUUUCCAGAAAGUUACAGUUUGUCUCUAGUGCAAGAAUUUUACAGUAAUUUGCUGUCAUCUGACAAAGGUAUCACGAGAGUCUAUGUUCGAGGUAAGUGGAUUCCUUUUACUCCCGCUUGUCUGAACAGAUUCCUGGAGUUUAAAUCUGAGGUGAAAGGUAACUAUGAAGAAGGGUUUGAGUUGAAUGAAGAGGUUUUGAAAGAAAUUACUAGAGGAAGGACAGAGUCAUGGGGAGAAGAAACAAGGCUACCGGCUUCCAUCCUCACAGCCAAGUACAAUGUUCUGUUUAAACUUGGCAUUCAGAAUUGGAAGGGCGAAGCAGUCAUAGUAGUGAAGAAGCUGAAGAUUUCUCAGAAGCUGUUCAUCCUAGGUAAAAAGAUUGAUUUACCUGUAGGAAGGGUGUCUCCACCACCAAUGCCUGAAGAUGAAGAAGAAGCAAAUCUAUUGGAUGAAGAAGAAUAUGAGAAGAUGUUGAAAAAGCAACUAGAAGAUGAGGAGAGAAGGCAACGAGCAUUAUUUGCAGAAUUGUUCAUCAUUGCCCGACAGAAGCAGAAGAUUCUAUCUCGCCUGGAAAUUCUUGAGAAGAAGAAGAAGAGAGAAGAUGAUGGCCACGAUUCAGGGGGAGAUGAAGACCAGGAAGCCUGA
Molecule: messenger RNA, 1629 nt
Organism: Dioscorea cayenensis subsp. rotundata (Guinea yam)
Lineage: Eukaryota; Viridiplantae; Streptophyta; Magnoliopsida; Dioscoreales; Dioscoreaceae
Exons: 2
Coding region: 1-1629 (542 amino acids)
Source: RefSeq, a predicted model, not a curated record